AUGCUGGCAACGAUAGGCCAGAGGCAAGUCAGAAAGGAGGACGAGGAGGAAGGGCCAAGGAGGUCAAGAGGCGCAUCGUUGGCACACAUGCUCCAGGCGAUGUGUCCUUUAUUGGAGGAGGACGAGAAUGCUCAAAAGAGAAUUGAUAACAACAUCGACACGAUAACUCUGCGACCAGUAGAUAGAGUUAAUUUUGAUCUGCUUGAUGGGAAAAUCGAGAUCGAUCACCUCGAGGAGGCCUUCAAAUAUGAGAACAUCGAAAAGAGAAUGUUGGGCUCUGGUCACUAUGGAUUCGCAUAUAAGGCGAGUUACGGAGGAGUCGAGUGUGCCGUUAAGAUAGCCCUUGGUAUGCUGGCGUUGAGCAAAAUCCCUUGUUGUCACCGAGAUCUGGCGACAAGGAACGUUCUUUUGCUCAAAAGUGGCAAUGUUUUGAUAGCUAAAAUUGCCGAUUUCGGAUUAGCAAAAAAGUUGGAAGAUACACACUACAGUGCCGCGGGCCUAGAAGGACUACCCAUUAACAUAAUGAGUCCGUCAGCUCGAGAGUACAGGCGAUUCUCCGUAGCCUCAGACAUUUGGGCCUAUCAUCAACUUAUAAUUGCCGUAUUUGUGUUUGAGGGUGUUCAAAAGAAAAAUAGCUAUGAAGUGCUCGUUCAACGUUGUCAUCACGAAAUACAAGACCUGCUUGAACGCGGCAUGCUCAAGGAUAAAAAGAAACGACCGACUUUCGAGGUUAGAGUUCGAAUUUUAACU
This is a messenger RNA of Mesorhabditis belari, 750 nucleotides long. NCBI's taxonomy places the organism in Eukaryota, Metazoa, Nematoda, Chromadorea, Rhabditida, Rhabditidae. The record is from the annotation of a GenBank genome assembly.